Molecule: messenger RNA, 5261 nt
Organism: Doryrhamphus excisus (bluestripe pipefish)
Lineage: Eukaryota; Metazoa; Chordata; Actinopteri; Syngnathiformes; Syngnathidae
Gene: alg2
Product: ALG2 alpha-1,3/1,6-mannosyltransferase
Biological process (GO): dolichol-linked oligosaccharide biosynthetic process
Cellular component (GO): endomembrane system
Molecular function (GO): GDP-Man:Man(1)GlcNAc(2)-PP-Dol alpha-1,3-mannosyltransferase activity
Source: RefSeq, a predicted model, not a curated record
CGGGUCUUACCAUCUUGUUUUAUUUGUUUGAAGCGAGCUGAGUCCCUGAGCACUUCUCCCGAUAAUGUCCACGUCAAAUGAUGGGAUGGCAGUUGUGAAUGGAGUGCUCAAAACUUGAGAAGGGACCAGCAAAGCUGACGCUAGUCGAAAAAAGGACACGACUGCAAAAACUUCGGACCUGUAUAGGUGGCCAAAAAGAUGCCUGUGAAUAACUCAAGUUCGAUACCAAAUUAUUAAAUGCAAACCACACCAAAUGAGAUUUAGUUAAUAUUUUUACUAAUAUAUAUCGUUUUUUAAAAAUUAUAAAUGGUCGUAUAUUUGAUAAAAUCAUCAAGUAUUUGUUUUUUUUUUAUUUGUUAGUCGGCAAAAAUAACGAACCUCUAUGCCGUUCUGGGUGACGUGUCUUCUAUGAGACGUGUGGUUCUCAAUGGGGAAACUGGCGCCAUUUUGGCGCAAACAGGAAGUCCGUCGCGCUUUAUCGCGAGAGUGAAUUUAGAGCCACUAUGGCGGCGUCGCGUGUAGUUUCAUGACAAGCAGGUUUGGCGAGAGCCCACCGAAACGAGUCACAUCACUGGUCUCAACUUGGAUAAGAUAUCAGAGAAGGAUGGUACAGGUGGUUUUUCUACAUCCAGACCUUGGUAUAGGUGGAGCGGAGCGCCUGGUUGUUGACGCUGCUGUCGCUCUAAAGUCUCAAGGAUGUAAUGUCCAAAUCUGGACUGCCCACUAUGACCCGAAUCACUGUUUCUCUGAGACCCUUGACCCAGACCUACCUGUGGUGUGUGUGGGUGACUGGCUGCCCACCAAUGUUUUUGGUUACCUCCAUGCCCUGUGCGCUUACCUGCGCAUGAUCUACGUGGCGCUCUAUUUGGUUUUCCUGAGUGGCGUGGAGUACGAUGUCAUCUUCUGUGAUCAAGUGUCGGCGUGUAUUCCGGUACUGCGACUGUCCCGUCGUAGGAAGAAGGUUUUAUUCUACUGUCACUUUCCGGACCAGCUACUCACUCAAAGGAAGUCGAUGCUGAAGAAGAUGUACCGUGCUCCCAUCGACUUCCUGGAGGAACGCACCACUGGCAUGGCUGAUUUGAUUCUGGUAAACAGCCAGUUCACCGCAGGAGUCUUCAGGGAGACCUUUCAGAGUCUCAGAGGGGUCCAGACAGACGUCCUCUAUCCCUCCCUCAACACGCGCACCUUUGACCGGCCGUCCACCGAAGCACACGUCCUGGAGGGGCUCCUCCCCGAGGGCACCAACCACCUGUUCCUCUCGCUCAACAGAUACGAGCGAAAGAAGGACUUGGGUUUGGCGCUGAAGGCCCUGGCAUCUCUGAGAAGCGUCCUCCCCGCGGCCCGAAGCGCAGGUGUUCACUUGGUGGUGGCGGGAGGCUACGACGACCGAGUCGGCGAGAACGUGGAGCACUACACGGAGCUGAAAGGCCUGGCAUCGGAACUGCACUUGGAGGACUGUGUGACUUUCUUGCGUUCCCCCUCGGAUUCCGUCAAGGUGGCGCUGCUGCGGGGGAGCCACGCCGUGCUCUACACCCCGAGCAGGGAGCAUUUCGGGAUCGUCCCCGUGGAGGCCAUGUACUGCCGCUGUCCCGUUAUCGCCGUGAACUCUGGUGGGCCCCUGGAGAGCGUGGCGGAUGGAAAGACCGGCUUCCUGGUCGAGCCCACGGCAGAGGCUUUCUCCAAGGCCAUGGAGAAGCUGGUCAUGGAGCCACACCUCCGUAGGGACAUGGGAGAAGCUGGCAGGAGGAGGGUAGAAGAUAAGUUCUCUCUUUUGGCCUUCUCAAAGCAGCUCUACGGCUACGUUGUCGGCCUCAGUCGCUGACGUCAACACUGAAGGUAUUUUUUUCUGGAAUGAGCGGAAGUUUUGGAGUCUUCAUCUGGCUUGAGGGGUGGAGUUUUAGGAGUUAAUUAAUCAGCGUUUCCUUAGAAGGGUUGCCGAGGAACAGAGUUCCAUCCCAAUUAUGAAGACACUACAGCAACCAAAAUCUAUUGAUUCAUACAUUUACGUUUUUUUUCUCCAGCAUCUUCAUGAAAGCAGCAUAGUUCUCCUCAGCUCGCACGCCGUCCUAAAUCAAUAACCAGGAUGCUUUCCUCCACUUCCUGUCUGCUCAGAGCUUUCUUCCAAAGACGCUGGCCUGCUCCGUGACUCCUGCCGCUGCACGGAGGUUAUUAGCAGAUGAUAGAGCGUCUUUGGCUUCAUUAGAGGUCUGCAUGGUGGGCAGAAUGCCGCUGUCUGGGUCAUCAUGGAGGAGAAUACCAGAAGGUCAUUGUGUCUACGCAAUGGCCUCCUCAGGCCCUCCUCCCUAUUGUACGGACACGCUCUUAUUGACAUUCCAGCAGUCUUAAUAAACCAGAAGACACACACACACACAAAGUUUCUAACAGCCGCUUUGUCGGAAACUUUCUUCUUUCCUUUUAUUGUGCCACAAAAAAUAUGGCCUUUACUGUGAAAACACGUUUUUCAAAGUAAAGGAUUUUGCGAAUUAGGGAAAAUUGAUGGUGAGCGCUUAGGUUUCUGUCUCCAUCCGCUGCUGCAUAAUCAGUUCGAGAUUCGCGGUUGUGUCGGCGUGGUCGGCGUUCGUUUUCUGGAAGGGAAUCUGAAAACAGGAAAUGACCAUCAACGAGUUGCCUUCUUAGAGUUUUGGUGCAAGUAAGGACUUAAAAGGAUAAUUUGGAUUUGGAUUUGGACCGGAGUGUAGUGCAUCCACGGUGACUUACUGGUGGUUCCAGUUCUGGUGGGAUUUUUUGUGAUGGGGAACAUAGUUCCGGGGAGUUGGUGGAGCCACUUAAGUAAAGAGUUUGGCUUCUGAGAACAAUAUGCGUUCAGAAGAGUACAGUAAACCUCGGAUAUAUCGGACUCGGAUAUAUCGGAAAUUCGCUCACAACGGACAGAUAAAAAAGAACCGAUUUUUCUGUAAUGCAUUUCCAAUAAAAAUUCAUUGCAUAUAUUGGAUUUUUUAUAACGGAUUUUCGGACAAAAUCUCCAGUCCCGUUCCAAUGCAUUUCCAUUAAAUUUCCCUCGCAUAUAUCGGAUGGCCGCAUCGUGGCGCUCCGAUUCGCCGAAUCGUGACAGGCCGCUAUACGACGUCAUUUGCAGCGUUGGAAACAUAGUCAAGGAAGUGCCUUUUUAUAACGGAUAAAAUCCCAUUUACGCAUAUACCGGAUAUAAAUCCGAUAUAUGCGUAAAACGGACAUUUUCCGGUAUACGCAUAUAACGGAUUUCGCUUAUAUCGGACAAAACCAGUGGGAACAAUUGAAUCCGGUAUAUCCGAGGUUUACUGUAAUAAUACAUUUGCAUCACUAAAAUGCCUCUUCUAAAAAAAAAGACCUCACAAUUUUCCUCCGCUUAUUCGGGUCCGGAUCGCGGGGGAAGCCCAGACUUCCCGGUCCCCGGCCACCUCCUCCAGUUCCACCGGAAGGACACCAAGGCAGGCGUUCCCAGGCCAGCUGUGAGACAUAAUCCCUCCAGCGGGGCCUUUUCCCGGCUGGACAUGCCCGGAACACCUCACCACGUCCAGGAGGCAUCCGGACAAGAUGCCCGAGCCACCUUAACUGACUCCUCUGGAUGUGAAGGAGAAGCGACUCUACUCUGAGGCCCUCCUGGAUGGCUGAGCUCCUCACCCUAGGAUUUUGAGGUCUUAUUAUUUAUUUUUUUGUGAUGCAAAUGUUUUGUUUUGUUUUUUUAACUCAUUUUGUUUUGAGAAGCCAAACUAUUAAGUGUCCUCACAAACUAACCAGAACUACGUUCCUCAUCACAGAAAUCCAACCAGAACUUGAAGUGAGGGGGUAAGUCAUCGUUGAUGCACAACACUACUGACCUUUAAACCUGAACCUCUUACAUUGCCCCUCAGAAAUAUUAGAACAGUGGACAUUAAUCAAUACGCGGAAUCGAACCCACCUGGGUGCAAACUGCCCGGCCGUAGCGAACAAAUGUGGCAAAAUGCUCGCUGUUGAAGUUGAUGAGGUCGUAUUUGAACUCCUGGUUGAGAAACGUGUGACAGCGAUGCAUCAUCACAUCCAGCGUGGAGGGAACCAGCUGGUGUUUGUCAUUGUUGACCCGGAUGCGGAUUCCCGCCGGCACUCUGAUGUCACAAAUGGGCUCAGAGAUGAUUGUGGUCUUCUUCAGAACACCGUCACCUUUGGACCUGGGGAGCAUGAGCUGCAUGAGGCUGCGGCACGCUUUUUGCGUCAUGUUCUCAUCUUUGAAACAAGGAGAAAAAGGACAAGCAUGGCAAGAUCAUUCUUACUUUCACUUUACUUUCACUUUAAAUCAUAUUUCACUCGCUCACCUCCAACUCCAAAAUGGAUCACAUGACCUUUUCCCAUAUAAACUCCCCAGAGAGACAACCCCAACCAUGGAUUGACAAACUCUAUCAGGUCUCCAAUCUCCGCUGUGGACACUUUAUUAUCAAUCUUGGGAGAGAAAUUGUUCAAAUGAGCAGACUUGUGAAAAGCAAUUAAAAAAAUAAUCCACCAGAGGGCGCCGUAGGACCCAGAGUCAAGAGAGAGGCUGACGUCAUUGCAGCACCCCAAUAAAUUAAGCGUAACGUAUUAUGUAAAAAAAAUCAUAGAGCAUUGCUACAUAUUUGUAUAUUGCUGAUGUAUACCUUUUCGGUGCUAAGUUGCUGCGUGAUGAGUUUAGUGUUCUUAGUAAGUCAGACUCUGUUAUUUUAUAUUAUGACCUGAGUAACUCUAAUAGCUUGUGAUUGGCUCCUGCCCGAAAGAAAGAGCUAAAUUUUUCUCACUGACUAGCGAGCGGGACAGUAUUUAAACAAUUAGUAGCAGUCUGGAGAGAGAAAUUGUUCAAAUGAGCAGUCGUGUGUAAACAUUUGUGAAAAGCAAUUAAAAAAAAACAGUCCACUAGGGGGAGCCAUAGGAGCCAGAGUCAAGAGGGAGGCUGACGUCAAUGCAGCACCCCAAUAAAUGAAGCGCAACGCAUUAUGUAAAAAAGUAUUGCUAUUGCAUAUUUGUAUAUUUCUGAGGUAUACCUUUUCGGUGCUAAGUUGCUGCGUGAUGAGUUUAGUGUUCUUAGUAAGUCAGACUGUUGUUUUAUAUUAUGACCUGAGAUUUCCAAUGGGUUGACAAUCUCGUUACGAGUGCAUUAAUAGCUUGUGAUUGGCUCCUGCCCGAAAGAAAGAGCUACAUUUUCCUCACUGAGUAACAAAGUAAAAGCGUUAGCGAUUAGAACUAGCCGCACCACUGUUGCAUUAUUUCAAAAUAAGAGAUUGUUUAUCUGAACUUACUUCUUUGCUUCUUUCUUU